UCAAGGGUCCCGCGAGAGCAAACUUCGUGCCGAUCGGGACCCUUGGGUUUCCUAAGAGAGGAGGCGAAAAAUGUGCGUUCUGGAAAUCAAAUUUUGGAAUGCGACCUCCCCAGAACCCCACAAGAGUGGAUUCACCAAAAGUUUUCAGUGCCAUCUCGUUACCUCACUCUCAUCGUUGAAUUUUGAUCAAUCGAAAGAAAGAAUAAUUGUACACCAUGGUCUCGAAUGCAAAGGCUCUCGUCGGGCUUUUGACUCUGGCGGCCACGUUCGAAGGGGCCUUUCCGCAGACCUUUGGAGAUGGACCUUCGCUGAGCCGCAUUGUAGGGGGCAAGGAUGCUGAUCCAGAAAAAUACCCUUUCUAUGUAUCACUUGAGCAAGGUUGUGCAGGCGCUCUGGUUGCUCCUGAUGUUGUUGUAUCAUCCUCACAUUGUGUGGCAGAUGGCCACGGUAUCAACAUGAAUGUGACUGUAAAAGCCUAUGAAUCCAAUUUCAGUGAAACUCGAAGCAUUGUCGGUCUUUCGCGUCAUCCACAGUACCUUGAGAACAGUUUGGGAUAUGACGUUGCCAUUUUAUUGUUGAAUGACAUAGUGGAAGGCGCUGUUCCAGUUGAAAUAAACGUCAAUGGCUCCCUUCCAAUCGCUGGAGACAACUUGACCGUCAUUGGGUUUCCAUCAAUCACAAUAACAACAAUUGGUGCCGACGACAAUGAGACCUUUGUACAAGAGUAUGAGGUCUUGCAAGAAGGAAAACUUGUAGCAUAUGCAGACAGCGCAUGCGUGGAUGCUUAUGGUGACAUCUGGCAAGGAAAUCAAACAAUGCUUUGUGCUGGAAAUGAAGAAGGAGGAAGCGUUCACAACUGUGCUGAUGACAGAGGAGGACCUCUCUUGGACGAAGACAACAUGAUGGUGGGCAUUGUAUCACUUGGAAGCACUUGUGGAAAAAAGGAUUCGCCAGGAAUUUAUAUGCGGGCAUCUGCCUUUAGCGAAUGGAUUGACUACCAGGUCUGCACGAUGUCAUCAGUUCCACCGUCAUAUUGUGAUGCUCUCUUGGAGUAUUACUUCCCCCCAAACUCCAAUUCAAAUAAUUCCAUUGUGGUUUCACUUCCGCCAAGUCCACCAGAGAAUAGCACCAAUGUGAACAACACCAUACUGGUUACUGUUCCCGAUUCGCCACCGGAAGACCCUGUGCCAGGCGAACCUGCUGUUGAAAUUGAUGUCAAUGAGGGUGUGGACGUUGAUGCUGUACCAGCAGAACCAGCAGAACCAGCUACUGGAUCUGAUGCCAGUGCCGGUGUGGAUGUUGGUGAUGUACCACGUGAACCUCCGGCUGAAUCUGAUGCCAGUGCAGGUGCGGAUGUUGAUGCUGUACCAGCUGAACCUGCUGCUGGAUCUGAUGCCAGUGCGGGUGCGAAUGUUGAAGCUGGCAUGGAUGGCAAUCCUGAAGCAGAUAAUACGGGUUCCUCUGGUCCAGAUUGGGGCUCAACUGGAGGUGUCACAGUUACCAUUGGCGGCACUUACGCUGCACCAUCCGCAACCCCACCUCCAGCACUCCCACAGGAACAGGCAGUUUCCUUGAAAUUGGAGAUUCACUAUGACGCCUAUGGAAUUGAGAACGCAUGGACUCUUCGAAACAUGGAUGUUGACGAGAUCAUUGACGAGAAGAAAUACUAUACGGUUGCACCUGCUGGUUUGUCCUCUACAGUCUACAAGAAUCUUCUUGCUGGAAACUACACUUUCACUAUUCAAGAUUAUGCAAAUGAUGGCAUCUGCUGUAACUUUGGUGAAGGUUUUGUACGACUCACACAGGUCUACGAUGAUGAUGUUGUGGAUAUUGAUAACAAAGAAAUUUGGCACCUGAAGGGCAACUUUGAGGCGCAAGCUGCUGUGGAAUUCCAACUGUAUCCCUACACUGCACUGCCGGAAACAGCUGUUGACGUGACAAAGACACCCUAGUAGGACGAACAACCUACCUAGCCCGCAGAUUUUGGGAUACCUCCACUAAAAAUUUCAUAAGACGUAUUUUGUAGUACGGUCUACAUGCCUAGAGUAGAGAAAUAAAUGUAAUGAACACGACCAUCCAACAAGAUUGGUGCCGCCAAAAAUUACUUGAG
This is a messenger RNA of Seminavis robusta, 2110 nucleotides long. The record is from the annotation of a GenBank genome assembly. Lineage: Eukaryota; Bacillariophyta; Bacillariophyceae; Naviculales; Naviculaceae.